UCAUAAAUGUCAGCUCCAGAAAAGCAGCCGGUAGACCUCUAUAAGCUCUCGGAAAUCGCCGAGGGACCUCAUUCGUUCAAGCAGAAUCCGAACAGACUCAGACCGCCUGCUAGAAGAUACAAACCAGCAAGACAAGUAAUCGGAGAUGAACAGAAGUAUCUCCAGACCAAGGAGAAUAUCAAGUUUGAUACGCCUACGUGGUUUUCUGUAGCUGCUCCUCCUAGCUUGGUUCCACAGAAGCAUUACUGUGACAUUACCGGCUUGAGAGGGAAGUACAAGAACCCAGCCAAUAGUUUACGUUUUCACAACGUUGAGAUAUACCAGGAAAUCAUCAAGAACAUGCCACCGGGAGUAGACCAGGAAUAUUUGGAAUUGAGAGGUGCCAAUGUGAUAUUGAAGUGAAGUUUAAGAAAUGUAGAGAAAAUUACAUCUAGCAACAAGAGAAUUAGGGGAGCACACAAGAUUCAACAGAAAGAAAUCUAUUGCUAUGAAUAGAUGAAGAAUAGUAGGAAAAGUGGUAGAGAAUACCGGAAGAAGUAAGUUGAGACGACUACAGAAGUCAUCUCACUCAUGACAGUUGACGAAUUAUAGACUAGAUCUGUGUAUUAAUGCAAGUAUCUUAG
Scheffersomyces stipitis CBS 6054 is the source of this 623-nucleotide messenger RNA. RefSeq lists its product as uncharacterized. The record is from RefSeq and is a predicted model, not a curated record. Bases 7 to 402 code for a protein of 131 amino acids. The transcript has a single exon. Gene Ontology annotation, cellular component: Ino80 complex. Gene Ontology annotation, biological process: chromatin remodeling. Lineage: Eukaryota; Fungi; Ascomycota; Pichiomycetes; Serinales; Debaryomycetaceae.